This is a messenger RNA of Ceratosolen solmsi marchali, 3536 nucleotides long. Its product is annotated as serine/threonine-protein phosphatase 6 regulatory ankyrin repeat subunit B-like. Gene Ontology annotation, molecular function: protein binding. NCBI's taxonomy places the organism in Eukaryota, Metazoa, Arthropoda, Insecta, Hymenoptera, Agaonidae. The record is from RefSeq and is a predicted model, not a curated record.
GGUGAAGUUCAAUCAAUGGACGAGUUACUGCAAGACACUUCGAUCCUCGAGUACCGCGACCAAAAUAACAACAAUCUGCUGCUCAUCGCGGCGCAUAGUGGCAAUGAAACCAUCGUCAGGCAAAUGGUGAACGCUGGCUUAAACAUAAACGAGACGAAUUACUUUGGUGAUAGUCCACUUAUGUUAGCCGCUUUGUCGAAUUCACGGAUCGUGAAGACUCUUUUGGAGCUUGGCGCUGACGUGCACAUGAGAAGCUGGGAUGGAUUCACAGCGUUGCAUUUGGCGGCAAUUAACGGUGAUCACGAGGUCGUGAAGCUUCUCAUUGACUUUGGUGCCUGUUUGAACGUGCUCGACGACGCCGGUCGCACGGCUCUUCAUAUGGCAGUGAACUUUGCCAAUCACGAAGUCACGCGGUUGCUAAUCGACCACGGCAUCAACGUUGACCUGCACAGAAAAUCCGACACGCCCUUGAGUUUGGCCGUGAAAAACGGCGACCAGAAUAUGGUACGGCUACUGCUUAAUGCCGGAGCAAUGGACAUGAGUCACCAGAGUAACAAUGGACGGACACUUCUACACGAAUGCAUCUGCAUGCAAAACUUGGACAUAAUACGCGACAUUAUCUUAAGAGGCGUAAAUGUCAAUGUCGCGGACAUGAAUGGAUUUGCUCCGCUCCACGAAGCCGUUACGUAUCAGAAUGUGGCACAGAUACUUUUGCUGCUUGAAAAUGGGGCGAAAAUUACAGCCAAAACUAUGGAGGGUAAUACGCCGUUGCAUUGGGCAAUAAUUGGCAAAACAUCGAAAAUACCACGACAUACUAAAGCUCCUCCUCGACAAUGUGUGUGUACACACGGUCUCUCGGCACUGCACAUUGCCGCCAAAUCCGGCCGUACCGGGACGGUCUACGACUUGGUGCAAAAUGGCGCGAAUAUCAACAUAAAGGACAUCAACAUGAGAACGCCGAUCUACUUUGCUACGCUCAAUGAGCAGAAAUUAAUGGUCAAGCUUCUUCUGGAUCUCGGGGCUGACAUUAACGAAGGUCGCCAAGUACACGAUAUGGUGCUGUACGUGGCAUUGAAGCGCAAAUCUAGAAUAAUAAUUAAUCUUAUAAUCCAGCACUUGGCUAAUUUAUAUGCUAAAGGCAUUAGCGUCAAUCAGCUGAAUAUUUCGUUGAUCGCACAGCAGGACGAUCUGAAAAAUCAUUUUGAAAAUUGUAAGAGGGAACUUCAAAGCAUGAAAGAGCACAAGGUCUACAAUAGCAUCAGUUAUUUCAAAAUACUGAACAGUAGUAUAGAUACGAUUGCUGCUUACGCUAGAAAUGAUAAUAUUAAAAAAUGUUUUGAGGACAGUAGUUACGGCAGCGACUAUACGAUUUAUAAAUUAGCUUUGAAAAAUAAAGUGCAAAAGGGAAUUGAGAGAUGCAAGUUUUUAUAUUCUGCUGGGACAUUGUUAAGCGACGCUCUACCGUGUCUGGGAGGGAAGGAGGGUUACCGAUCCAUGAGUUCUAACUCAUCUAAUUUUCAGUUCCCAAUGAACGUAAGAAACUUGCCGGCGGUGGUGAACUGGCGGGACUCCCAGGGUAGCAGCCUCCUGCACGUGCAUGCCUGCGUAGGUAACGAGGUGGUGACGAAGGCUCUCCUAGAGAUUGGCUGCGACGUGAGGGCCAAGAACGACCGGGACGAAACGCCCCUUACUUGCGCGGACUUUAACAAACCCGGGCUCAUCGGUUGCCUCAUCCAGGCCGGGGCAGACGUUAACGCAGCCAACUGCCUCGGCCAGAGUCCUUUACACCUGGCGGUCUCGUCCCAAAACGAGAAGUCGGUGGAGCUGCUCGUGAGCGCGGGCGCCGAUAUUAAUGUAACCGACCACAACCUGAAUACCCCACUCCACAUCGCCGUCGAUGCCGGCUUGUAUGAUAUUGUGAGGAUACUCGUGGAGGGUGGGGCUGAUAUCAACGGAAUGCAAUCCGAUCAUAGACAUGUCGACCGCGUCACGUUUACGAAUUUUAGUAUCCUGAGUCUGGCCGCGCGAACGAGAAACGAGCCAAUUGUUAAAAUCCUUUUGGACGCCGGGGCGGACGUAACGAAGGUGAACGUCGAUGGCACGACGCCCCUCCACUUUGGCGUCUGGCUCCGUACCUCCGACCUGACGCGGGCGAUGAUCGCGCGGGGUGCCGACGUGAACAGGCAGGACGCCGACGGCUUUGCCAUCCUCCACGAGGCCGUAUACGAGGGUAACAUUCACCAAGUGCGGAUGCUGUUGGAGCACCGGGCGAACAUAUCAAUCAAGACACUGGAGGGCGAUACGCCAUUACAUUGGGCGGCAUUCGGCAAUACGAGCGACAGUCACGAGAUCGUCGAGCAUCUGCUAACGAACGGCGCGGACUGCAACGACGGUAACAUCGACGAGACGACGCCCUUUCAGUUCGCUCUGAAGAAGAGCGAUCGCGAGCUCACGCAGCUUUUCUUGAAUCACGGCGCCAACGUCGGCGUCGUAAACUUCAAGGGCGAGACGUCGCUGCACUUCGUCGCGGAGAAUCGCCACGCCAAUGUAAUAGAGCGCCUCCUCCAGUUUCAAUUGAAUGUCGAGGCCCGAAACGUCAACGGCUUCAGUGCCCUCCAUUACGCCGCGGAAUCGGGGAACGAAGAGGGUUGCGCCGUCCUUUUGAAGUACGGCGCCGAUAUCGAGGCCAAAUGUAACGUCGGCAGGAGCCCCUUGUACCUGGCCGUGAGGAUGCAGCAGGAGCAGGCCAUCAGGCUACUGCUCGAACACAGGGCCAAUGUUUUUGCCAGAACGAUAACAGGCGAGAGCAUCCUGGACGUGGCGAUCGAGCACGGCGACGGACGUUUAAGCCACGUCCUAUUGCAGCACAUGGCCAAAAUGGAGAGUGUCGGUGUCAAGCUGGACGAAGAGGAUCGGCUUGCCAUCCAGCAUCGCGAGGAUCUGCACGUUUACUAUCAGCGAUGUAUCCACGAGCUGGGAAACUUGCGCCGGAGGCUAGUAUAUAACGAGAUCUCCCUUUUCGAUUUACUUGUAGCGAGCACGAAGAUCCUUUGCGGCUACGCGAGGAACGAAGAGAUGGUGGCCGCGUUCAAGGAAUUCGAGACUGAAAAGUUCGAGUUUCCCAUAUAUUAUGAGGCACUGGCGCGUCGCUUUAAUGCUGAGACGAGGAAGCAGUAUUUGUUGUGGAACGCUGCUUCGAUUCUCAGUGAUAUUUUUCACUUUAACGAUCCGCUGCAUAUCGCUAAUCAAAAGAUCCUUAGUUAUCUUACAGAGAGCGACUUGCAGUAUUUCCUUCGGUAAUGCGAUGGACCAGUGUUUCUCAUCGUUGUAAAUAUAUCCUCCGUGUGCGAUAACGUGCUUGGCAUCACUAUGAUCUCCAAACGAAUGUACCAAAGUUACUUAUUAAAUAGCUUUUAGUAAUUGUAGCGAUACUGACUUUGUAGCGAUAUUUAUUAUGUGGCAAAUGUUUACUUGCCGAGCGUUGACGUUAUUGUUUUGUCUUUAUGUAAAUUUGUAUAUUAUAAAUUUGAACGAUC